AUGGAAGUUGAUCAAAAUCAGAUCGAAUUAAAAGGUGAAGUAUUUCAAGCGAAUCCGGCAACAGAGGAACGUUAUUUCGUGCAGGAUAAUUUGGAAGUUUUGGAAGAUUUCGAAGAGGAGUCUCUGCUAGACCAAGAGAACAGCCACGAACAAACCACCACUUGGAAUCAAAACGAGACCCUGGCCCUAAUAAACAUCUUCUCGCUGCACAAGGACAAGUUUAAAUGCUUCAAAAUCAAAAAGGACCGUUGGAAAUUGGUUUCGAGGGAACUGGCGAAAAUAGGCAUAGAAAAAUUACCGCAGAAAUGCGAGAUAAAAUGGCGCAACUUACUCAGAACCUACCGCAUAUACAAAAGCAGCGAUAGAUCCGAAGGGAAGUUCGAAUUCUUCAAUGAACUAGACGAUGUGAUAUCCAACGAUCCGCAAUUCAAAUACGUAUUAGAUAACGUAGCCAACAAUCCUAUCGAUAAGAACUCCCAGAAGUCCGAGCAUAAGAACGAUUUAAAGUCUAAGAUGAUUUAUCCAGUGCAGUUGGUCCAUUCCGAGUCAUCAAAUACCAACGAACCCCAAGCAAAAUGCAAGAACUGCAAGAGCAACAAACAGAAACGACACGAAGAACGAAUGGUACUGUUGAGAAGAAAGCUCGAACUAGAAGAAAGAAAGGUGAAAGCUUUCGAAGAUUACGUGCAAUACUUAAAGGAAUCUCACAGGAAUGCUUAA
Phyllotreta striolata is the source of this 720-nucleotide messenger RNA. NCBI's taxonomy places the organism in Eukaryota, Metazoa, Arthropoda, Insecta, Coleoptera, Chrysomelidae. The record is from the annotation of a GenBank genome assembly.